Molecule: messenger RNA, 4148 nt
Organism: Linepithema humile (Argentine ant)
Lineage: Eukaryota; Metazoa; Arthropoda; Insecta; Hymenoptera; Formicidae
Product: transcription factor Zelda-like
Biological process (GO): regulation of transcription by RNA polymerase II
Cellular component (GO): nucleoplasm; chromosome
Molecular function (GO): DNA-binding transcription repressor activity, RNA polymerase II-specific; RNA polymerase II cis-regulatory region sequence-specific DNA binding; chromatin insulator sequence binding
Source: RefSeq, a predicted model, not a curated record
CAAGACGAUUCGACUAAGCGCGCGUUUAAUUGACUUUACCUACGGUUGAACAGUGCGUUUACCGAUUCGUUAAACGUUUUGACAAAACGGCGUGUUUGCGUACAGUUCUCGAGUCCUUCUGUUAUGCUUCGCACGUGUAAAUUGAUCGCGUGACCACCGAAAGAGCGCCCGUCUCUCGAAUUGAGCAAGAUCAGAGUCCUGAUCGAGAAAGAUCACGGAAUUUCCACUGUCCGGUGGUGGUACGUGCAUAUUGGUGCUUGCUAACAAUCAGUGGCAGUACAAUAUUCAUACUGCCAAUUAGUGUUCGACAAAGUUGUUCGAAUUAGGAUUAGCCGAUGUUGAUGACCUCAUGACAAUCUGCACUAUUGAUAACAAUGCCUAUUGGAAAUGAACAGUCCGUUGGAUUUUGAGGAAUUUAAAUUUUCCGCACAAAAUAAGAUCUGUAAGGACGGCAGGGUGACGCUAUUACAAAAUUUUGACGAGCGUGCAGGCACUCCCAACUCGCUGGACGACAGCUUGAGCGGUCAACAAUUGCUGCUGGAUUGCGGCAUUUGUGGCCAACAAUUCCCUACGAAAAAGCAGCUGCGAGUUCAUAUAAAUACUCACUUGAGGAAACCUCGUAUUGUUCUCAAGAGAGUAACCGGUCCAAAGGCAAAGGUGUGUACGCAGAGCGACACAUAUUGGUUGGAUCCUGAAACAAAAGGUUCACUAAAAUUAACUCUGAAGAAGCAGAGCACAGCUGAAUCUCUUAAACUCACACUGAGGAAGAAGUCUUCGGAAUCAGCGGACUUCACCGUAGUACAUUCUAAUUUCAAUUUGGUCAGAAACCAUCAGCAAAAAGACGUGGCAGGUGCUAAAGAAGAUGAUCGAAGAGAUGACAAGCCAACAGAAAACUCAGUCAAUGAACCUUUUGAAAACGUGAUGGUGGACCAACAAGAUGAUUAUGAAAAUAUUAAAUUUAACACGGAUGAGCACAACAAUCCUCUGGAGGAGAAUGAAAGACCGUCCAUAGAUGUUAAUGAGGCUGAUUCUGGUGUAGGGAGUGAUAUGGCAAAUCCAUCUGAGAAAGAAGAUCAAAAUGUUGAUGACAUACAAGCUACAGAUAACUAUGACAAUUCGGAGAAAAGGCUUUCGGAAUCCGAGGAUCACGAAGAGUCGGAUGCUUUGGAAGCGACAUGUAGGGAAACUAUUGAAAAUUUGAAGAAACUUGGCGAACAGUCCAGCUCUAGAUCAACAAGUCAAUUGAUAGACAAUUCAUCUAUUGAAGAAGAAGAUGAUAGAAACAACGAUUCCAGCAUGAUACAUAAUCUUGAACAAAAUCCUUCCAUCAGCAUUAUUCCAAAGUCUUCCACGUUUCCUAACCAUGCGGCGCAACGUGCUUCAUUGUGCGACAACGAAGAUAAGAACAGAGAAUCGGUCGAACCGCAGGCACAAGAUUUCAACUGGAAUCAACUAUCCGCAGACUUGUCGAGCAAGAGCAAUGAAGAGCCUAACAAAGAAGAUGGCGAACAACAGGCGGAUACGGGCGGCGAUAGCAACAUGGAGAAUGCUGGAUCGCUCUUGCACAGCUUCCUCAUUGAACAUCAGAGACGCAAUCCAAACGAAGUGUCAUUAUCGAACAAUCUGUCGGCCGGCGAGACAGCGGAGUACGUGCCCCUGGAAAAACUGGCGGAAACCGUCAACAUGUGUCGCUACUGCAACGAGAAGUUCAAGGACAUUACACAAUUGGACGAACAUCGUAGCAAAGUCGGUCACUAUCAAUGCAAUAUCCCGGAUUGCAUCAAUCUUAACUUUUAUUCGCCGAUGGAGGUGUCGAUGCACCGAGCGCAAGUUCACGGCACUCCGCUCUCACCGAGCGUAAGCCAACUGUCGCCUCAUCAAUUGUCGAAUGCGAAUUCACCGCAUGUUAAUCAAAGUUCGCCACACGUAAAUCAGAAUUCGCCGCACUUGAGCCGAGCGUCGCCACAAUUGAACGCUGCUACGCAUUCACCUCACACUGCCGCACCAGUGGAGACAUCAACAAGUAGCUCGCAACAAAUCAGUAGAAACUCGCCGUUGACAUCGCCGCAUCAAACCAAUUCACCGACGUACAAUGCGGCGGUGGCGGCGGCGGGAGGCGCUGCGAGUCAACAAAUGCAAAUAUCACCGGUAAACUUUGAGCAACUACCACCACCUGUACAACAACUGGCCCAGCAAGUGCAGCGUAUGCCUCUUCCACAAACGCAAAUGCCCCCUAGUCUUCCUCCAGGCGCUAAUACGAUGAUACCUGGACCAAAUUACUUUGUGCAACCGCCAGGACGACCGCCGAUGUACAGAGUACCCGGUCCACAAGGUAUACACUACCCUCCGCACAUGGCGCAUUUGUACCAAUACGGACCAGGUCCCUAUCCCCAGAUACCUGCGCCUCCCCCACAAAUGCAUCCCCAAUUGCCUCAACAAGUUCCACGUGGGCGAUAUCCAUCGGCAACCGUCGUUCAAAAUAGCCGAGCACCACGAAUACCACAAACUACCGGUUCUGUUCCUCGUCAGCGCAUGAAGAGACCCAUUCAGCAAGCUAUGCAAGUUCCACCGCAAAACACUCCUGCAGCAAAGCAGAGGCGUAUGGACGUUCUAUUGCCCGAUAGAAAUGAAGAUGCGGAUUGCCAUGUGAUAGCGCAACAAAAGAGAAACGAUGGACUACCCGUUAUUCAAAAUGUUCAGGGAGCUACCACUCAACAAACCAACAGAAACGAUUCUACGAUUCAUCUCACGGAUUCAAUCACUCUAAGUGUUCGGCAACCAGGUUCCACCCCAGCUCAAGUCCAGAACACAUCGAGCACAGGGGGAAAGAAAUCCGACGCCAAGGCGGUGGCGAAUGUACUCGCGGCUCGAGGUAUAACAGUUACUCCAGCUGCAAAUAAAAAUAAAACAAGUGAACAAAACAAGCAACAGAUACCCUCACAGCAGCAGCAGAGGCCACCACCUUCACAGCCACCUUUAAAUGUUACAGCGCUCAAUCUGAAUUCUGCUAUUUCUAUCAUACCAACUAGUUCACAAAGAAAGCAGCAGGAGCAAGGGCAAUUUGCUGUUCCGCAGAACAAGCAAAACAAAUCGCCGAUUAACGAUCAGGUUGAACGACCACCGAGACCACCGACCGUCGAUCUCACACAGGACACUCCACCGCAGACCAUGCCAGUCGUUAGACGUGGUCGGCCACCUAGAACAUUGUUAACGUGUCAAGUGUGCGAUAAGAACUUUCAAAAUCAAGACAUGUUGACGCAGCACAUGGCGAGUCAUCGGACGACUAGCAAGCUACUUCAUAGGUGCAACCUCUGCCCCGCUCAAUAUCCCACGGUUCAGGCACUAACAACGCACAAGCAGACUUAUCAUAAGGAAGUCGACACCGUGGCGCAAAACGGAGGCACGGAAUUAGCUCUACCGGUUGUGGACCUAAAGUCGCCGCAUGUCCUAAAUCGCUUGGCGAACCUAGGCAUUCAAAGUUAUAUACCCUUGUCGCAAUUAAGUGCUCAAACUGGUGGUUACUUCGGUUUACCAAUCAUUACGAUAGACGGUGCGAGAAAUUCGAGUACUUGCAAUCUGGGUGCGCUUGGUGCUACCUCCAUAUUAAGUCUCGGUCCUCUUAAGCAUUUGUCGAACAGGUAACUGUGGACGAAUUUGCAUUCAGUCUAUUCUACGUGCAAUAUACCGCCCUUUGAUUACUAUUUUCUUAUUCAAAUUGAUUUGCAUAUUACUGUGUUGCCAUUGACCAUGACAUAUAUUGUCUUGAUUUCGGAAGAAAUUUUUGAAAUGUAGCUUAAGUAAAACUGUCGUAAAUGACAUUUAAUAUUUAACAUAUAUACUUGAAGUAUAUAAGGGUUUAUUUGUGAAAUUUUUUUACUUUAGUACGAGAGGAAAAGAAAGUUAGUUGACGACUGAUUAAAACUUAAAAGUUUGUUUAUAGAUUUAUUUAUAGAUAAUUUAUAGAUUUAGAGCAAUGCAGUAUUUUUCACCAGAUUUUUGUUACUAAAGUUAUAUUAAAUUUGAUGAAAUAAGAUCUAAAACUCUAUUAAUCUGAAACGCGUUAAAGCAUAAAAUAUAUAUAUGUUCAAAAGGAGUCUUGAAUGAUAGCUUAUUUUGUAUAUUUUUUUUAAAUAAAGAUAUUAAAUAGA